UAGGGAGGGCGAGCGGCACCGGGGCGGGAGGAGGCCGGGCCGCGGAGGCUGGAGCGUCCCGGGAGGAGCCUGGCACGGGUCCUGCCGGCAGAGCAUCGCCGCCGCCCCCGCAGCCAGGUGUUCGCCGCACUGCUUCGUGCCCGCCGCGGGGGCGCGCGCCAUGGGAGGCCCCGUGCGGGGCGGAGGCGGCCCCCGGCGGGCGGAGGCAGAGCUGCCUCACCUUCGCUGAACCCGCCGCUCCUCCGACGAGACCGGAGAACGACAUGGACCGCCCGCCGCAGGCGCCAGCAGCCUCCUAGUCCCGCAGCAGCAGCUGUGGGACGGGUUGGGCAUGGCCCAGCCGGAGGAAAACGACGGAGGGCAGCGCUACCCCGUUACCAGUUGGACCAAGACAGCUGAUGUAAAUUUAUCCAACUCCUUAAAUGGUUUGAACUUCGUGGGAAUUCUGGACACAAGAGUGGGCAGCAGUAUCCAGGGCCUUCAAAAGACAUCGGGAUCUGUCUCAUUGCCUGGCCAGCUGCCUAGUGCUUUAGAAGAUUGUCAUAGCCUUAAAUCAGUGGAUUCUGGUAUUCCAACACUAGAAAUAGGAAAUCCAGAGCCUGUUCACUGCAGUGUGUUAAAUGUGAAGAGAAAGCCAUCAGAACCUGAAAUUGUGCCUGACAGGGCUUUUCAGAGUGCGAGUACACUGCCAUCUUAUGUGCCUCCACUUCCUCUGACUUCUGAGCACAACCAUGCUGUGAGAAAAUCCUCUACUUUCCCAAGAACUGGGUAUGACACUGUCAAACUCUAUAGUCCAACUUCAAAAACUCUGAAUCGAAGUGAUGAUAUCUCUGUCUGUAGUGUUUCCAGUCUUAGCACAGAACUGUCAACGACUUUAUCAGUUAGUAACGAAGACAUUUUGGACUUCAUGGUCACAAGCAGUUCAAGUGCAAUUGUGAAUCUUGAGACUGACGAGGCACACUUUUCAGAUGUCACCCUGAAUUCCACUAAAGAGACCAAUGAUCAGAGCCAGCAGGAGUGUUGUCAAGAAACGGAUGUGGACGGUAAAAGGAAAAUAUUGGGACCUUUUACAAACUUCUUUUCCAGGAAUUUGUUUACCAGAAAGCAAAGUGCAAGAUUUGAAAGACAAAAUGAUGUGGGAUGGAAGUUGUUUGGAAAAGUACCUCUCAGAGAAAACUCACAGAAAGAUCCAAAGAAAAUACAAAAGGAAUAUGAAGACAAAACUGGACGAGGCCACAGACCGCUCUCUCCUAAACAAAAUGUGAGGAAGAAUCUUGAUUUCGAACCACUCUCCACUACAGCACUUAUUUUAGAGGACAGACCAGCGAACCUCCCUGCAAAACCAGCAGAAGAAGCUCAGAAACACAGACAGCAGUACGAAGAAAUGGUGGUUCAAGCAAAAAAAAGAGAGCUUAAAGAAGCCCAGAAGAGAAAGAAACAACUGGAAGAACGCUGUAAACUGGAAGACAGCAUUGGCAAUGCUGUUUUAACUUGGAACAAUGAAAUCUUGCCCAACUGGGAAACUAUGUGUUGUUCCCGCAGAGUCCGAGAGCUUUGGUGGCAGGGCAUUCCUCCCAGCGUGAGAGGCAAAGUCUGGAGCUUGGCCAUUGGCAACGAGCUAAACAUCACCCAUGAGCUGUUUGAUAUUUGCUUGGCUCGUGCCAAAGAGAAGUGGCGAUCCCUUAGCACAGGAGGGGCUGAAGUUGAAUGUGAAGAUGCUGGAUUUUCUGCAGCCGACAGAGAAGCAAGCUUGGAGUUAAUAAAACUGGAUAUCUCAAGAACCUUUCCUAAUCUCUGUAUAUUCCAGCAGGGUGGUCCUUAUCAUGACACAUUGCACAGUAUUUUGGGAGCCUAUACUUGUUACAGACCUGAUGUAGGCUAUGUACAGGGCAUGUCAUUCAUAGCAGCAGUAUUGAUCUUGAACUUGGAUACUGCAGAUGCCUUCAUUGCUUUUUCAAACCUUUUAAAUAAACCCUGUCAGAUGGCAUUUUUCCGUGUGGACCAUGGCCUUAUGCUGACUUACUUUGCUGCAUUUGAGGUGUUCUUUGAAGAAAAUCUGCCAAAGUUAUUUGCCCACUUCAAAAAACAUAACUUGACUCCAGAUAUCUAUCUCAUUGAUUGGAUAUUCACUCUCUACAGCAGAUCUUUGCCGUUAGACUUGGCAUGUCGUGUCUGGGAUGUGUUCUGCCGUGAUGGAGAAGAGUUCUUGUUCCGUACAGCCCUGGGAAUAUUAAAACUUUUUGAAGAUAUUUUGACCAAAAUGGACUUCAUUCAUAUAGCCCAGUUUUUAACAAAGCUACCAGAGGACUUGCCUUCAGAAGAAUUCUUCGCGUCUAUUGCUGCCAUUCAGAUGCAAAGUAGAAACAAAAAGUGGGCUCAGAUACUGGCAGCUCUGCAGAAAGAUAACCGGGAAAUGGAAAAAGGAAGCCCUUCGCUCAAGCGUUAACGUUCUGGUGGCCUCCAGGGACUCACGGGAAAAGAGUUAAAGUGGCAGAAGUACUGAGGACUUUGACAUGUGUAAGCCUGCAAAUCAAAGUGUUAUUUCAGAAUUUGUUUUAGUAGUAGGAGAGCCUUAAAGGGGACAGAGGAAAAAAGAGGAGGAGAGGGGGAAAAGAGGGAAAUCGGGGGAUAAACCCCUUAAAAAUUAAAUCUAGGCUUAGCCUUAAACUUCUAGAGGAGUGAGCAUUUGCUGUGGACAGCGUUACAUGUUCUCUGCUUCUGGUGAGGGCAGUGAGCUAAACAACAUGAAGGGUGGUUUCUUAAGUUUUGGGGUUGGGGUAUUUUCCUUCUUUGUUUUAAAAGACUGGGCAUUCAGCAGUGUUGGUUGCUUUGAGAGCGAUUUCCCAGUUUCAUUCUUAGGCAGGUUAUAUUUCCCUUAUGUAUCAUGGUAGCUGGAUCUGGAUUUUAAAUAACCGGUGCUGGAAUUUGUACUUUAAUGUUGUGAGGAUCAUUUCAUUAGAAAUGCUUCUUAGUUUGUAGGCUCUGGGUCCCAUUUACCAAAGAAAUCAUGUAGACAUAGAGCCACAUUCCUUUCUUUAAUGAGAAAAAAAUAAGUAGAGAGUAAACUUGGAAGAGAUGUCACACUAGCAGUGCAAAACCAAUUGUUCUUCAAGAUGCCUUGGAAAUCUGUUUUUUCCCAUCCAGAUGCCAAAGGGAGAAGUUCCUUUAGUCAGACCUGAUUCCAAGCUUACUGACGGGUUUCUACUGCUAAGCCGGCAUAAUUUCCCAGUUGUACUCUUUCCACUGUUUAAAGCCAGGGUCACAUACUGCUUUGAUGUAGUGUCUCCCUCUUCUGGGGCAGUGCUGUUUUGGAGUGUUCUUGCCUACCAUUUACUUAGUCCUGUGCCAUCUCUCCAGUUAUGUUGAUAAAACUGUGGGCUGAGCAGAUAACUGAGAAAUGGUUCAGAGCAGUUUUUCUAGUUAUUUUAAUCCCAACCCUGCUCACUGGCAAAACUGAGGAGGAAGAGUACAGAGGAGAAGUUAUGUAAGCCAGCAUUGCUGCUGAAAAGGUUCUGUGGGAUGUUCUGAAGCUGCUGCUGCCACAGUGAGAAAGUGUUAUGUGGUAUUUUAUGUAGUGACAAGUGAACGAAGUUUCUUGGAGAAUGUGUCAGACAAGCACCAUUAGGAUGAGCAGAGGCUGUCAUUUCCAGGCAUUUUAUUCAGCCUCUGAUACAUGGGAACAAGUUAUAGAGGCAGCAGACUGUGGUCACAGUUUUAUUGUACAGCUUAGAUCUCCCACCUCCCCACUCCCCCCCAAAUUCAGAUGAAUGUUCAGCUGUAAAUCAUGAGUGCCUCUGAUUUACAAGAAUGUUUUGUGUCUAGUGUAAAAUCUCUUUUAUAGAUAAUGAUGCUCUUUGAAAAGGGAAACUCAACUGAAGCAAUAUUUGUGUUAACUGUAAACAGGCCUUGCAACAUCCUCUACCUGUAUGGGCAGUGGUUUCCCAAUGCUCUUCAGUCUGGUUGAUACAGAUUAUUUGUUGUCUGAAUCUUGAAAAAACAAAACAAAAAAGAGAAUUAUAGUUGCACACUGCUCACCUCUACAUAAACUGUAAAGGUUUGUGGCACAUAAUCAAGAUGCUGUCCUUCAGUACAAGCAUGUUUUCUGCAAGAGAUAGCUUGGUUGUAAUAUUCAAAAGAGUGAGAGCAAGAUUCCCUGGUAAGUGAGGACUCAAAAUCAUUUUGGAAGAUGUGUAAUGCAAAUGCAGCUUGCAAGUCUUGAUACCUCACUGACCUCUUUUCCUGUCCAUGUUAUGUACCUGGCAUAAUGGAUGUGGCUUUUUGUUGGCCAUCUAAUUCCUCCAUACGAUGACUUGUAGUUGUUGCUUACUGAAAACAGAUGUGAAGGUGUUGAUAUGAAACAGGUGUUAAUUCUCCCAGGAUGUGUCCAGCUUGAGUUUUAAUGGCUGGUACCAGGAUGUUACCCUACUUCGGAGUGCAAUAGAGAGCUGGAAGGUCAGUAAGUGUUUUUUAAUCUUACUUUUUCUAUUGCAACAACAAAUAUGCCUUUCCAUGAAGGAUACGAGAGGCCUACCAUCCAAAACGUUUGCACUAUGCUUUUACACAGUUUAUUAAACACAGACAAACUUUUUUCCUCAGCGUACAUUUUUAGGCAGUACUGUAACUGGGUUUUGUGAUUUAAGUCUUCAUUGCAACUACAUUUGUAUUUCCUGUUCAAACAAGUCUGCAAGCGUGGCUCAUUUGUCUGGUUUAGAUGCAUUCUUUUAGCCACUAGGUAUCCUUGCAGCCGUCGACAGCCUGUUCUUCCUUGAACUUCUUCUCAGUAAGAUGUUGAAUGUAACGGUGGAAAUGGGCAUAGUUGUGGGGAAGAAGGCCUGCUGCAACACUCGUGCACUGUUUGUUACCUGCAAAUGUUACUAUUUUGUUUUGUGAUUAAUUUUUUUUGACCUUUUUGUUCUUCUAAGAUGUAUAUAUUUUCUAAAUGAUUUCUUUGUGUAUAUAGGGUAUGCUCUUUAAUGAAGAAAAGCAAUGCAAUAAAAGAGCUUUGCACAGUUCAUUUUCAGACAAAAGACAUUUGAAAAACAAACAAUCUCCUGCCUAAAGAUGCAAUUGUUUCAACUUCUCAGUAACUUGAUUCGAAGGCAAUGCUUGAAUUUUGAUAAAAAAAGAGAUUACUAAGGCCAUAGAAUUACUUGCCACUGAGCUUUUGAAGUUUCUUGCAGUAUACCAAAUCUCUUAAUUAGCUGUUAAGGAAGAUUUCUAUAAUAAAUUCAGGGAUUGCAUAAAAAAAGACAAUUUUAUUGUUCAGGUACUUGAGAGUAUCUGUAACAAGAUGCAUGAGAUUUUCUUUCACUGAGCAAGUGUCCCCAUCAAGCAAACUUUCUUUUCUUCAUGGGUUUAAGGAUAAAUAAAGAUGCCUGCAUCUACCACUGUACAUGCAGCAGAUUAGAGAGACCAGAAAACUUCAGCUAGAUUUGGAAUUCUGUACAACCUGCACUUUAUUAUAAAGUCGUUUUUGCAACUUCAAAAAGCAAUCAAUCAUUAACAUCAUUUCAUUUAGUAAAGAAUUCCAUUUGGAAGAAAAAGGUACCUUGGAACAACUUCUUUUUUUGAAUGUUUUAAAAACCAGAAUGACACAAGUGUUGAUGCAUCCUGUGUGUACAUCAUGUUUAAAUUGGUUUUAUGUAGUUAUCACCUUUGUUUUGUUCAGAUGUGUAUCAAACUGGAACUUUUUUCAACUGUAAAUAUAUGGUUUUGUUAAAUAAAGUCAUGUAAAGUUACCUUAA
Pogoniulus pusillus (Red-fronted tinkerbird) is the source of this 5744-nucleotide messenger RNA. RefSeq names its product TBC1 domain family member 14 (gene TBC1D14). The record is from RefSeq and is a predicted model, not a curated record. The transcript is spliced from 14 exons. The coding region runs from base 332 to 2446 and encodes 704 amino acids. Lineage: Eukaryota; Metazoa; Chordata; Aves; Piciformes; Lybiidae.